CGCUUAGCAGCCCCGACUUUAGUUGCUACACAGUAUACAGUGCGUUCUGGGCAACUUUCGUGAUCUUCGCGCAGAAUGGGUUUGCUAUCGCUUCUGCGAAGUCUAAAGUCAAAUGCAAGUAAGGAAUUGAGGAUUCUUUUCCUUGGUUUGGACAAUGCCGGCAAAACUACGAUUUUGAAGCAGCUUUCUCAUGAAGAAAUAACUCAGAUCACCCCAACGCAGGGAUUUAACAUCAAAAGUGUCCAAGCCCAAGGUUUUAAGUUAAACGUAUGGGAUAUAGGAGGUCAAAAAGCCAUUCGUCCGUAUUGGAAAAAUUAUUACGAACACGUUGACGUUCUGGUUUAUGUUAUAGAUAGCGGAGAUCGGAAGAGAAUAGAGGAAAAUGGUAUUGAACUAGAAGAGCUGCUCUCUGAGGAGAAACUAUCUGGUGUACCUAUGCUUGUUUUUGCUAAUAAACAGGAUCUUUUGGGAGCUCAACCUCCAGAUGAGAUAUCAGAUAAAUUAAGCCUUCACACAAUAAAAGACAGAAAAUGGCAGAUUCAAGCAUGCUCAGCAAAAAGAGGGGAGGGUAUUAAGGAAGGAUUGGAAUGGGCAUUGAAGAAUAUUUCAAGUGUUUCAAAGAAAUAAAUUUUUAGUUUAUAUGUAAUACAUUUUACUCACCUCUAGUGCUUUCUUUUUAUGUACAAAAUAAGCCAAUCAGUUUUCAUGUCAAAUCACCAGUCAUACAAUUUAUCACUCUUUAUUGCAUGCCAUAUCUUAUAAGGGUGCAGAUUGCGUGUGUGUUUCUCACCAGCUUGCUAGCUCACCAGUACCUCUAGCUUAGAUAAACACAAUAGACAGAGAUGAAAGUCCUGCUUUUAAGUAUAUGUUAAUGGAAAAGAAUUCUAACAAAAAAAAGAAAAGUUGUGGCUCAUCUGAUUUUUGUAGCACCAUUAUUAUGCAUUAUACAGCCUGUGUUAGUUAGUUUUUAAGUUAAACAUCUCAGGCUGUAAAUCAUGGCUAAUCUGUUUAAGCUUCACUGUAUCAUAGGUGUAUUUUGUUCAAAAGUUGACGUGUAUUAUUGGAGAAUGUGAAGUUAGUCAUUUAUCUCUCUUAUUUCAAGCAUGACAGGUAACAUAAAUAUUCAAACCAGUAGAGCGAUCCUUUAACUGUUGAAUUUUCAAGAACUCCAAAGAGUUUUGGGCAGUACAAGAGUUACUACAGGUGGUGAAUUUCAAUGGUUAUAGCCUGAAUAGGAGAACACUGUGAGUGUUACAUUCUUGUGUAAUGAAACAAUGUCAGUGUCUUGUAGGGAAUGUAUUGUUAAGUUAUUAUUGUCAUUGGUUGCUUAAAAUCUUGUUAGUCAGGUAUUAGCCUGAAAGUGGGCUCCUAUUGGUGUUGUGACAAAAGUUGCAAAUCACUCAACAGGUUUUAGUGGUCUGAUCUUGCGGACUUGCAGCUCCUACCUUAGCACCAAGGUGCUGGCUUUGCAGGUUUAGUUGCUUUAAAUGCAAUAAUUAACUAUUAGCUUAAUUACUGUGCCUCAAGUUGUCCAGUUAUCAUUAAAUUGUUAUUGUUAUCAUAAA
Messenger RNA from Pocillopora verrucosa, 1565 nucleotides. Its product is annotated as ADP-ribosylation factor-like protein 3. Gene Ontology annotation, cellular component: cytoplasm; microtubule cytoskeleton. NCBI's taxonomy places the organism in Eukaryota, Metazoa, Cnidaria, Anthozoa, Scleractinia, Pocilloporidae. Gene Ontology annotation, biological process: cilium assembly. Gene Ontology annotation, molecular function: GTPase activity; GTP binding. The record is from RefSeq and is a predicted model, not a curated record.